AAUUUUGUCUGUGGCAAGUGGGGCUUGGUCUUAUGCACGCUGUUGUAAGGAGCACAGGGUCCGUGUGUCUUGUUUUGCUGCUGAAUUGGUGCUGACUUGCAAACUGCCUGUUUUACUUCUUGUUUUGCUCCCAGCUUUGCUGCCUGUCUACUCUUUGGAAGACUUCAGUCUGUUUGCUGUGUAGGCUGAUCCCUGUGGUUUAUAGUAACCAACACAAUCAUGUUAGUAGGUAUUGCCAAUGGAUGAACUGGUGCAUGACUUGGCUUCAGCCUUAGAGCAGACUUCAGAACAAAACAAGCUGGAUGAGCUAUGGGAAGAGAUGGCCCUAAGCCCACGGCAGCAGCGACGUCAGCUUCGCAAGAGACGGGGUCGCAAACGACGCUCAGACUUCACGCAUCAGGCAGAGCAUGCCUGCUGCUACAGCGAGGCCUCAGAGUCAAGCUUGGAUGAAGCUGUGAAGGAUUGCCGGGAGGUGCUGACAGCCAAUUUCAGUGACUCUGAUGACACAGCAGUGGUCAAACGACAUCCAGCUCUCAGUGCCACCCUGAGGAGCAAGCAACACUCAUGGCAUGAGUCAGACUCCUUUACAGAGAACGCGCCGUGUCGACCUCUCAGGCGCCGUCGGAAAGUCAAACGUGUGACAUCAGAGGUGGCUGCCAGUCUCCAGCAAAAGCUCAGGGUGUCAGAGUGGAACUACGAGAGGGGCUGCAGGUUCAAGUCGGCUAAGAAACAACGUCUUUCACGCUGGAAGGAAAACGCCCCUUGGACAUCAUCUAGUCGUGGCCUUUGUGAAACUGGAGAGAACAGGCCCUUCCUCAGCAAAGGGGGAAGGAAGGAGCGGAUGGAGUGCGAAGCUGAUGAGCAGAAGCAGGGCUCAGAUGAAAAUAUGUCUGAAUGUGAAACCAGCAGUGUAUGCAGCAGCAGUGAUACUGGCCUGUUUACCAAUGAUGAGGGGCGCCAAGGAGAUGAUGAACAGAGCGAUUGGUUUUAUGAAGGAGAAUGUGUCCCAGGAUUCACUGUCCCCAACCUCCUUCCCAAGUGGGGAGCUGACCACCGAUCUGAAGUGGAGCGGAUUGACUCAGGACUGGAAAAGCUCUCAGAUUCCACGUUUCUUUUGCCCUCACGACCAGCUCAGAGAGGCUUUCAUGCUCGCCUGAAUCGCCUUCCAGGAGCUGCUGCCCGUUGUCUCCGAAAAGGUCGAAGGAGGCUUGUUGGCAAGGAGACCUCCAUGAGCACUGUGGGCACCGAGAGGCUAGGUCAUAUUGUUAGUGAUCCACGCCAGAAAGAUAAGAACAAAGUGCUGGCUUCUGAUCUCCCUCACACUGUGGUGUUUGCAUGUGAGUUCAAUCCAUUAUCUCCUCUGUACUCUCUGGAUGUGCUUGCUGAUGCUUCCCACCGAAGAUGCUCACCAGCACACUGCACCGCCAGGCAAGCAAAUGUACACCUGGGACCACCAUGCUCAAGGGACAUCAAGAGGAAACGAAAGCCAGCUGCAGCCUCCACAUCGAGCCCAACAUCAGCGACUUUAUCUGUGCACACGGAUGCUGCAGAGUCAGACCUACCAGCAACAACAUCCCUGAGAUCCCAGAACUCUGAGUGGACAGGGAAAAUACCAGCAGCCGAGAAAGCCACUAUUGCUGCCUCCACUAACUUUUUUAAAAUGCCGCCAGAGAAGAACCCCGGAUACAGCUAAAAGAAACCAUUGCAACUGUAAAAGCUUGCAGGAUUUUGGAAGCGUUUGACUCUGGUGUAUGUCUUCAUCAAACAUCUUGUUUGGCAGUAGUGAUAUCUUCAGUAUUGGCACAUGAUGCGCGCCAUCAUCCAGAUAGAUCUGCGUGCCCCACGUAUCUAAACAAUGUUUGUGAAUAUAUGUUUAAAAAAAGGUAAUCAGUGUUGGGACUGCAGUGACUUUUUAAACUGUUCUUGCUAUUGCUGUAUUUAUUAUGCAUUCAUCUCCUUCUAUGAUGCCAGGUCCUAUGUGCUGGGUUGUAUACAGAAUCUUUUGGAUUUUCAGAUCUUGAUCUAUAUUCACCCAUGAAGUUGUUGCUUAUUUGCUGCAUUUGACAUUUUCUGUGUGAAAGUACCCCCUGCCGCUCAAAGAGGCAUAAGUCCUUCCCCUGCUUUCUCCAAGGCCAGGAAGAUUUCUUGGCUGGGGAAUUAGGAGGGAAUGCUAACAAGAUGAAACAUGAAACAUGAAUUCUGUAGUAGCAGAAUGUUUUUAGGCCAUGUGUGAAUGAACUCAACCCAUGUUGCUUCGAGUGAAGCAAAUACAGUGCUUGUCCAUUCAGAAAUUGCCCCAGGCUCACUGACAGCAUGGUACAUUUCCUUCUUCCGUCUUCUGAAUGUCUUUUGUCUUGCUUUGUUUAUUGCAUGUUCUUUCCUAAAUCUCCUACUGGAUAAGGAUUUGGAAGAACCACUUGGACAUAAUAAAUGUGCAAGCUGGUGUCAUGGAAAGGAACCUGGGCCCUCAAAUAUCCUUCAAGUAUGGUAGAGGUUAUACCAAACUUCUGUUUCUCAGUGUUUAACUUCAAAAGAGACUGUCUGCAUUUCCCAGGACAUUUUCCAUCAAAGUUACCAUGUAACUGAACAACAACAACAACAAAAAACAUUUCAAGUGUCACUUGUGUUCAAAGCCUUCUUGGUACUGCUUAGACCAUUUCUGUCUCAUGUUCUCCCUCCCUUCAAAAGAAGUACUGUCUGCUGUAUCUGUUGGAGGUGUCUCCACCUGCUGUUGAUUGUACUUUACUCUGCAGCAUACACAGAAGAGAUUCUGUUCUCUUUGUAGUGCUUUCACUUGGUCCUCUGUUGCCUUCUCUCUUGCAGAGUAUACGGAUAGUGAUUUCUCCCCUCUUUUUCAUCUAUUCUUGAUCGCAUUACAUGUACUUUUAUUGCAUUACUCUGCGUGGAGUAUAUUUUGGGCUAAAUUUCUAGGAUAUAUACCUGUAUAGCACGUGUCAAAGGGCCAGUGGCCUCAUGGGUUCCCAAGUCCUUUAAAAAUAGGACAUAUUUGUAUGCACACAAUUACUUUUGCUUUUCUCUCUGGGUGGAGCUUCCAGACAGGACAACUGAAGCUUGUAAAAUUCAUUUUAAAUGUGGAGGUGCAGUUAGCACUGUUUUUACUGUUUUUUGCAGUGUUUUUAGUGAUUUUACAGUGUUUGCCUCUCCCUUAUAAAUCAAAUAGCUGAGGGACAGAUUUGAUUUCAAAGCUAUAAGGCAAUAUUUUAUAUUUAAUUAUGUAUUAAUAUGUUAAAUGGUCAUAACAUACAAAACAAAAAAUUGAACGGCUCAGUCUAAAUCAUGAUUGACAAAUACAGUUACAUUACAGACACACGGCCUGUGUCUGAUCCCCUAAUACCUACUUAUUCUUGGGGAGAGAUCCAAAUUGGAUUUAUAUUUCGCAGCCCAAGCAAACUGUCAGAUCUGCCCAUGCAAAUCCCCCUCAAAAUAUUAUUUCUUUUUAGUCGUACAUUUUAGAACUAUUUAGAACAGGGAAAGCCUUUUUACCUUGCUAAAGGUGUACAGAGGUCAGUUUGGAUUAUGAGACAAUCAGCGAAGGCUUUGUGGAGUGAGGAGUGUUCCUGUUUUAAAGCAGCCCUUGGAUUGUCUUAUUUUGUACUUGGAGCACUUGGCUUAGUGGUGCUUGAAAGGUAGUGGACAAAGUCUCAACACUUGGAGGGCCUGUGAUGUAGAAUUUAUAAAGAGGAAGGAAACCUGAAGAGUAGUCAAUUGUCUAUCUUGUACUUGUGAGCACAGUAAAGGCAAUGGUGGUCGCAUUCUCCUGACAGCUGGCAAAUAAAUUUUUGGUUUAGAGCUUUGUAACCUAACUUGCAGGGAGUGGUCCCCUGAAAGAGCAUUUGUGCAAUUCAGUGUUUAUCUCAUGAAGGCUCUUCCACAGCCUCUCUUGGUCUGAGUCUAUUUAGCAGACUCAUUCCAGUUACCAAGCAUUUAGUUGAAAUUUUAAAAUCUGGUCUGUGUUCCCCUUUUUUAGAACAAGUCUGAUACAGCAAGAUAUAUUCUAAGUAUUCUUCAGAGCAAUACUGUUUCUUUUGUGGUGGUAGGACAAUUUAAAACCUUUACAAGAGGUGUUAGGGAAUCGACAGCCUUCAUCUCCCUCUAGGGAGGAAGGACGCCAGACUUCACAUGAUUUUUCUCUGGGGGCAGUGAAAGAUAAAUUAUCAUCAGAUUUUCCUAUUGAGGUCAGUAGCACUGUUCAUCUGAGUAAGCCCUAAGGUUGUAAGCUUCCUAGGAGGUCCUCCUUGCCUUUGAAGGUUGAAUAUACCUGUCGUGCUACUGAAGAGUAACUACAGCAGGCCGUGUCUUGUUUAAUCAUGCUUCCAGCUAUGGCAGUUUCCUGGAAGUGCUUGGAGACUUACAUUCUUGUAGCUUCCCUGUCUUUCCUCUUCCUAUGUUGGAAUCCAUUUGUAGGUCAGUCAGGCUCUCAACCAAAUUUGAUUCUCCUGACUAGCAAACAAGCCACAUGUCAUGUUUCAUCUUGUUCCUCCAGGGUGUUUAUCUAAAUUCAUCUUCAUACUUCAGUAGCUUUAUUCAGUUUUGAAUAAUUGCAGCAUUCUUAAAUGAAUGAACUAGGUACGUUGCUUCAUCUCUCUUCUUCCAAGGCAGGUUCCUUAAACCUGUCUCAGGUACAAGAAUCUACAUCUGCCUUGGUUGGUAUUUAGGAGGAUUCUGUCUGCUCAGUCUGUCAAAGUCCCUUUGGAUGGUAUCACCACCCUCUAUCAUAUCAGCAGCUUCCCCUGUAUAUGGCAUUUUUUCCUGUUUUCCUAGAGAGUAUGCUCUGUUCUGUUCUCCACAUCAUUAUGAAGAUGCUGAACAGUAUCAAUCCCAGUAUUGUCUUCUGAGGUGUGCUUCUCAUAACUUGCCAUUGUGUACACUUCAAACCACUGUUCAUUAUUCUUUGAGCCUGGCAGGUCAACCAGUUUCUCACUGACCUUUCUUACUGAGCUGCGUCUAGUCCAUAGCUCUCCAACUUGGCUGUGAGGAUGCUGUGAGAGACUGCAACAAGAGGCUUGCUAAGGUCCAUGUAAGCAGCAUCCCCUGCCUUCCACUCAUUCACAGAGCCUGUCAUUUCAUCCUAGAAGGCAGAUUAAUAGAUACUAUCUUCCUUCAUUAAAUAGGGCUGCCUCUUCCUAGUCACCUUCUUGUCCUUUGGAUGCUUGGAAAUGGCUUCCAGAACUUGCUCACAAAACUUAUGAGGGACUGAGGUAAGGUUGACUCAUUGGUCAUCUCCCAGGUCCUCCUCGGUGCCUUUUUAGAAAGAGGCACAAUAUACUGCCCUUCUUGCCCUGUCAUAUCAUGCAAUUUCCCCAGGUUUUCAAAGAUUAUGGAGACCAGCUCAUAAUGACAUUCUUAUGCCAAAAAAAUGUUGUGUAUGUGUGGCAAGAAGGUGCACGGUCAGUGGAAGAGAAAGAGCUGGGAGGAACACAUUUAAGUAGUUGUUCUUUGCACAUUUCCAGUAGUUCCAAUGAGCUCUAGUGAGGCUUAAGUUCUAGUUUAGUAGGUACUGGAGAGGUGCAAAUUAAAAGAAUGGAUUUUUGAUUUUAAGAUAAGGUGCAGUAAAGAGCGAAGAAGGCAGCAAAACAGUAGUUGGAGAGACUCUUAAGAGGCUGGGAGUAGUGCUACCGAAUGAUAGAUUAGCUUCAUGAUUGUGCUGUGCAGAGGUGUGUCUUGCUAGCAUUCCUGAAUAAUGACAUUGAGAUGGUUAGUGCUGUCCUUCAAAUUGCAGAAGCUCAUGCUGUUACUUUGUGGAUGUUGUGGAUAGCUGCUCAGUGGGCAGAGAAAAAAGGGAAAUAGGUGGAAGGGCAGCAAUGAGAGUGGUUAUGUGUUUUUUUGUUUGUUUGUUUAACACUCUAAUCCCCCUCUGCACUGAAGAAAGAACAUGCUACAAAAAACAAUGAAUGUGCCAGGAAACUGGAAAGAAAUUAUGUGAAGUGGAUAAGAACUUUGUUGUCUUCAGGAACAGUUUGUUAACCAGAAAAACUUCAGUGAAACAAAAGUGAAGACUUCUACCAGUCAUUUGUUCAGAAAAUGUACUUCAGUAGGAGUAUUGGUUAUAGUAGUAAUACUAUUUUAGGAGAAUAUCAAAGGAGGACAAAAUUCUGCUCUCACUGUGAUACUGCUUCCUAUUCCACUUUGUGUUUGCAUUCGAGACAUCCUGCUUUUGUAGCUUAAAAUGUAAUAAAGUUUCUUAGAGUAUAAAACAUAAGGGGCUACUUGCUUUACAGAAGGCAAGGCAAGAUUCUUAGCCCAUUAAUUUUUACUCAGUACAAGGACAGAACAUGGCAUAGAGAGAGAAUGUAGCCUCUUAACUAUACCAAAGCAUCUCAUUGUUUAAGGAAGUAAACUGACUCACAGGCAUGUGAGACUGAACUGUCACCAGUUCCUGGAGCCCUCAGUCAGAUAACAUACAGACUUGUGUUGUGGAGACAUAGGGAACCCUCAGUGUACAUCACAAUUUUAAUGAAGGU
Molecule: messenger RNA, 6482 nt
Organism: Oxyura jamaicensis (ruddy duck)
Lineage: Eukaryota; Metazoa; Chordata; Aves; Anseriformes; Anatidae
Gene: GPATCH2L
Product: G-patch domain containing 2 like
Exons: 10
Coding region: 239-1693 (484 amino acids)
Source: RefSeq, a predicted model, not a curated record